This is a messenger RNA of Monopterus albus (swamp eel), 388 nucleotides long. Its product is annotated as proteasome subunit beta type-7-like. The transcript is spliced from 3 exons. Lineage: Eukaryota; Metazoa; Chordata; Actinopteri; Synbranchiformes; Synbranchidae. The record is from RefSeq and is a predicted model, not a curated record. Bases 1 to 288 code for a protein of 95 amino acids.
AUGAAGACUCACAAGUUCUGUGACUGUCUGUAUAUGUUACAGCUGGUGCGUGACGCCAUCGCUGCAGGUAUCUUCAAUGAUCUGGGCUCUGGAAGCAACAUUGACCUGUGUGUUAUAACGAAGAGCAAGGUGGACUACAUCCGGCCCCACGACGAGGUCAACAAGAAGGGGAUUAGAACUGGUGACUACACGUACAAAAGAGGAACCACUGGUGUUUUGACAAAGGUUGUGACACCAUUGGACCUGGAGCUGAUGGAAGAAUCUGUACAGACUAUGGAUACCUCCUAAAAUACUUGCACAAAGUGCUUCUUGAUUUAACUCGCUACCCCUGAGAAACAACAAAAAUAGCAUGUUUUUCCUUAGUUCACAAUAAAAGUGUUUCAGUUGA